Peronospora matthiolae is the source of this 969-nucleotide messenger RNA. The record is from the annotation of a GenBank genome assembly. NCBI's taxonomy places the organism in Eukaryota, Oomycota, Peronosporomycetes, Peronosporales, Peronosporaceae.
AUGUCGCUUUUUCAGUCUCCUGGCGUGCUAUACCACGUAACAGCUUGGCUCACCAACUUCGAGCUGCUUUCGCUGCGAGCGCUGAACUGCAAUUUACGCGACGCAAUUCCAAAGUGUACGUGGGAACUUACGGCCAGCCGCAUCAGCAGCACCAACUCGAUGGUUCAGUUAUCCACGGUCUUCCCGCACGUGUGGCGUCUUCGAGUGCAAGAUGCGAUUUUGGAGGAGAUACCGACGAUGGAAUCCCUUGUGCCGUGGCUCCACAAUAGCUGGAGCUUACGAGAACUAGUGCUGACCAGAGUGACCUGCAUCAGCGGGUUUUACCUGCAUCUAUUGGCCGAAAAGCUCACCAAGGUCACCCUGUGCGAAUGCUACCAGGUGCAUGAACCCGCCAUCAUCGCGCCAAAUCUUCAAGCAUUGACUAUCAAGUAUUGUCCAAUGGCCAGUUUCCAUGCUGACACGCACUUACCUGAGCUAAAGAGUCUAUCGUUGUGCUCCCGGAACUUCACAGCACCCGAGGCGCGACAUUUGAUCCACGAGAUGCUGCAUGCAUCUCCUGUAUUGGAAUCCCUGAAUUUGUGUGGAUGUGCGCAGCUUGAAGAGGUACGGGUGGACCCAGGAGAGCUUCCGUGUCUGCGUCAACUUGAUGUCAGUAGCUGCGCGAAACUCACCCGCGUGCAGGUGACAUCUCAAGCGCUCGAGGUGCUCGAUUUGUCGCACAAUGACGAGUUGCAGUACUUGUUUCUAGACCUAAGACAUGCAGUGGACUUGGAUUUGUCUUUCCUCAAGGGUCUCACUCACUUGGACAUUCGCUGUCCAUCACUAGAGCGAUUGAAUCUCCGAGGCUGCAGCCGGCUGACCCAAACCAGUACAACCGUCAGCUGUCCGAGCCUACAGCGCGUCAUCUUGCACGGCACGUCACUAGUUCUCGACGACUUGAACAAACAGCACAACGUCAGCUACGACUAA